AACUGUUUUAAACCUGGGGAACUCCCUGAAUUCAUGUGUGACUUUUGCUUUUUGUGUUUUUUUUUAUAUGUAAGGUUCUUACUUACAUUUGGCACAUUAACCACGAAAAGUUUACGAAAUGGCCGGGCUUGUAAACUUUAAAGACCCCGAAGAGGUGAAGGAAUAUUUAAGCAACACGGAAAUAGAGUUUAUGUUCGGUUGCCACAAAGAAAAAGACGCAGAUUGUUGCUACAGAUUGGGGGAAUUUCUUGAAACGAUUCGAAAAAAAUUCCCAGAAGCUGCAACAACUUACAAAGAAUGUUGUGACAAAUAUAAGAAUGCUCCUUGCUGUUUUAAAGUGGGCCAAUACCACAUGCUGGGAAAAGGCGGUUUAGAGAAAAGUGAGCUUGAGGCAUUUAAGUAUUAUCGAAGUGCUUGCCAGCAAGAGAAGUACAGAGACCAAGGAAAGAAUGAUAGAUUGGCCACUGCAUGCUGUAAUAUGGCUCUACUGCUACAACAAGAUGAGAAAUCCCGUAAACCGUUCGUUGAUUAUUUAAAAACUGUCGAAGAAACUGAAAAACCCGUUCAAUCUCGAAUUCUUGAAGCUCUGCAAAAAUCUUGCGCUUUAAACGAUGCAGUUGGUUGUAACGUGUUGAGUUAUUUCUAUAUGAAAGGGUUUGAAGAUUUGAAGCCAAAUUUAAGACUUGCCGCGAAAUAUGCUGAAAAGUCAUGCGAACUAGGUGAUUAUAGGGGUUGCCAUAAUAUAAGUUUGAUGCACGCGAGGGGCGAUGGGGUGGAAAAGUCUUACGAACGAGCGAAAAGUUUUUCAGAGAAAAAGGAAAAGUUAAUGAACCAGUCAACUUCAUUAUCAUUUGGAAACACCUGAUUUUAAUUUCUCUUAAUUUAUCUUUAGUGCAGUGGUUCUUAAACUGUUGUUGGCUUCCAGACUAUUAGUUAUAUUCUAUGUGUGUGAGGCUCUGCACCAUAAAAUGCAAGUGUGUAUCAAUAAUGGAUUAAUGUAUUAAUUUAGUACCAAACAGUAUUUACGAGUGUUAGGGUAGGAUCUCAUGUCACGCUUUGCUGUAGAACUUGACCCAUGUAGAAUAUAUUUAGUGAUUUUUCAAAUUUAAAUAUUUGUGUGACACUUUCUAACCUAAAGUUUAAAUCAACCCACUUUUAAAAUCACUGCUUCAGUUAAAAGAAGUUAUUGGUACAAACUAGGUCAUAAUUUUAAUCUGUGUGUGAAAUUUGUGCCAAUAAUUGUUGUUAUUUAG
Molecule: messenger RNA, 1253 nt
Organism: Ciona intestinalis (vase tunicate)
Lineage: Eukaryota; Metazoa; Chordata; Ascidiacea; Phlebobranchia; Cionidae
Product: cytochrome c oxidase assembly factor 7B-like
Cellular component (GO): mitochondrial intermembrane space
Molecular function (GO): protein binding
Source: RefSeq, a predicted model, not a curated record